This is a messenger RNA of Suillus clintonianus, 580 nucleotides long. RefSeq lists its product as uncharacterized. Bases 96 to 401 code for a protein of 101 amino acids. The transcript has a single exon. The record is from RefSeq and is a predicted model, not a curated record. Lineage: Eukaryota; Fungi; Basidiomycota; Agaricomycetes; Boletales; Suillaceae.
UUGGAUCCUCACGGGCAGAGCUUCACACAAAUCUUCUUACCAGCAAUAACAAAGUCCUUUACUCGUCGUUAUCUGGUGGGUUGAAAUUGCUUCCAAUGACUAUUCGAGAGCUUCUGAUCCAGGUGUUUUGCAGCACGAAUACGAUGAAAUAUUUCUCCUUGUUCGCCCUCUCGUUCGCCGCUCUGCUCUCGACAGCUACAGCAACCCUCGGACGUAGCGAUGCCAGCCAGCUUGUCAUCAACAACAUAAACUGUUAUUGGGAUGGCACUGCGCCAUUUUGUGAUGGACAAUGCGGUAGUGGCACCGUGGAAUGUGAUACAAGCAAUUGUGGUGAUACCGGGUUAUGUUGUUGGACUGGGUCCAAGAAAUGGUGUUGCUACGCCACUACCUGUCCCAGCUAGUGGGCCCUAGGCACCGUGAAAAUGGAGAAUUGACGGUCCUCCUAGUCUGGGUGGGGUUUCAAACUGCAGCCCGAGAUUUGCAGUCCUAAGAGGUAGCGAGAAGUACCUACUCCAGGAAGAUUUUAUGGUAGUCAGAACGAGCAACUAGCAGACGAGGCACGAUAAGCGGCAGUGGGGCG